AUGAGCGAUUUAAUAGAACAAUUUGGAGGAUGUCAUUGUGGUCAAGUAAGAUACAGUGUUCAAACACCAGAGCAAAUUGAAGUGGUUGAUUGUAACUGUUCAAUCUGUACAAAGAAAGGAAUAAUUCACUUCAUUGUACCAAACAGUAAAUUCAAACUUUUGCAAGGAAAGGAAAAGAUAACAACUUAUACAUUCAAUACACACGUAGCACAACAUUAUUUUUGCAGUGUCUGUGGUAUUUGCACUCAUUACAUUCCAAGAAGUAAUCCAGAUGGUGUCGAUGUAAACAUAAGAACACUUGACAACUUUGAUCUCUCUAAAUACACUGUCAAGCCAUUCGACGGUCAAAAUUGGGAGAGUGGUGCUUCUGAAUUGGCACAUCUUUCAAAAUAA
This is a messenger RNA of Heterostelium album PN500, 393 nucleotides long. Its product is annotated as GFA family protein. The record is from RefSeq and is a predicted model, not a curated record. The coding region runs from base 1 to 393 and encodes 130 amino acids. Gene Ontology annotation, molecular function: carbon-sulfur lyase activity. The transcript is spliced from 2 exons. Lineage: Eukaryota; Evosea; Eumycetozoa; Acytosteliales; Acytosteliaceae.